Molecule: messenger RNA, 673 nt
Organism: Bipolaris maydis ATCC 48331
Lineage: Eukaryota; Fungi; Ascomycota; Dothideomycetes; Pleosporales; Pleosporaceae
Source: RefSeq, a predicted model, not a curated record
AUAACGACAACGACCAAGUCGCGCCUAUCCCAGUAGAAGAGAGCCCAACAGUAGCAGACAUCCCACCCCCCGAGCCUCCCGCGCCCGUAGACCCACCACUCGAUGCUGCUGCACAAGCAGAGCUCGAUGCCUUCAUGACCGAAAUGAGCAAAGAGAAGCCGACCCCACAGCCGGCCAAGUCCGCCUAUUCAGGUGCCGUCAUAGAGGCAGCACCCAUGACAGCUGCCCAGCUUGCUGCCCAAGUGCGAGAAGAUCAGAGUGCACAACGCGCCAAGAGGGACGAAGAAAUGGAGGGGGAGAAGGAAGAUGCUGCGCGGGCUCUCGAGGACGAGUUUGAGGAAAUGGAAGGACUCGAAGAGAGGGUUAAGAGGCUACGGGAGCAGAGAGAGGCGCUGCGGUCCGUGUCUGGACGGCCAGGCGAUGUACAAAACCAGGAGCCAGCAGCUCCUCAGAAUGAAGAAGAUGAAGAAAGCGAGUCGGAUGACGAGGACUGGGACGACUGGCGGUUUCGCCCCGCCUAGACGUUGUUGCUGCAUGUAGUCAGCAAAGUAAUUAACGGUCAGCGCAUGUAUUAUAGUAUAGCAUACCACAUUGGCGAUACCCGGGGCAGGCGUUUACAAGCACUAAUCCAAUGACUUCUUUCUAACAGGGCAGCCCCUGUUAUGACCAAUCC